ACUGAGCAGAGUAGUGGUCUUGUUAUUAUAUUGCUUCAGUAAAGAAAUGGCAGCGUUCAUUUCGAGCAGGUUACAAUUGGGGUGGCUGACUAUGAAAUUCAGCAGAAUCCCGCAAAUACGGCGCUACAGCAGGCCUUCCCCAAACUCUUUUGGUCUCCUUUUCGACAUUGAUGGAGUCCUGGUGCGUGGAAGAACCCCCAUUCCGGCAGCCAAGCAGUGCUUUAAGAAUCUGGUGGAUAGAAAUGGAAAAUAUAAAGUCCCUGUGGUCUUUGUUACCAAUGCGGGGAACUCAGUCCGGCAGAACAAAGCAGAGCAGCUGUCUCAUCUUCUAGAAGUAGAGGUGUCGCCAGAUCAGGUCAUGUUGUCCCACAGUCCUUUACGGGUCUUCAGUCAGUUCCAUAAGAUGUGUGUCUUGGUGUCUGGACAGGGGCCGGUUGUUGAAGUUGCACAUAAUCUGGGCUUUGAGAAUGUUGUCACCAUUGAUAUGCUGCGAGAGGCGUACCCUCUCCUGGACAUGGUGGAUCACGAUCGCCGACCCAAAGACAUAGUUCGUCCAUCUAAGGACAUCCAACCUAUUGAAGCUGUCAUUCUGAUUGGGGAGCCAAUCAGGUGGGAGACUAGCCUUCAGAUGAUUGUGGAUGUUCUCCUGACCAAUGGAAAGCCAGGAAAUUCUGUGACAUCAAUGCAUUACCCCCAUAUCCCAGUGCUGGCCUGCAACAUGGACCUGCUAUGGAUGGCAGAGGCAAAGAGUCCUCGAUUCGGUCAUGGAAUGUUCCUGGUGUGUUUGGAGAGCAUCUAUAAGAAGAUCACGGGUUACGACCUGCAUUACGAGGCUCUGAUUGGGAAACCCAGUGUGGUGACCUAUAACUACGCAGAGCUGCUGAUCAGACAGCAGGCAGAGAAGCUAGGAUGGACAGAACCUGUCCAAAGACUAUAUGCCAUUGGAGAUAACCCUAUGGCUGACAUCUAUGGAGCAAACCUCUAUAACCGCUACCUGCAGUCAGAGCACAAUAGCAAGUUUCGGGUUCAUGCACAAGGUGGCUCAGCCAGUCAUGUAGCAGGUGAUGUCCACUAUGAAACAGUUGACGAUGCAAAAAAUUCAGGCAAGGUGUUGGUCGGCGGCUCAUACAAGCACCGUCUACCUGAGAGCUGCACCUCUAUCCUAGUGUGCACAGGCGUCUACAACAGAGAGCAGGAGGAGCUCUCUCCUGAGCAAACGGUCACAGAGCAGCGCAUCUUUCACGGGCAUCGGGAUUUCCACUUUGAUCCGACCCUGACCCAGCCUUCUUUUGUAGUUCAGGAUGUACUCGAGGCUGUGGAGCUUGUCUUCCAGCAGGAGGGUUCUAGUCUGCAAUAAACCACAUGCUUCCAAAAUCACAAAUACAUAUAGACAAUUAAAGAACAAAACUGAACACUUUACACAGUGGAAACUCUACACAUGAAGUAAUGUAGCACAACUCCAGGUCUGUAAUACAAAAUACUGUAAUGGUAGCUAAAUAUUUCAAGGAUUUAUAGGAAUUUCUAAUUGUAUGAUUUUUUUUUUAGCAAUAUUGUAUUACAGGCAAAGUUUAGUUAAAACCGUUUUAGUUAUAGUGUGUUGCACUAAACCUGAUAUUUAUGUAAAUCAUUUUUAAAGCAUUUUUAACAUUGUAAAAUUCCCCUUCAAAACAUUUAUUUUAUUCUUGGAUGCAAAAUGUUUUGUUAUUAUUCCCUGGCAUGCAGUUUUUCAUGUUAUUUUAAGAUCUUCAAAAAUGAUUCCUUUUAUUUGGGUGAAAAAUGUUUGAACACUUUUAAAAUGUAAAAGUUGCAUUGCUUUUAAGCAAAAUAAAUGUUUUGUGAAGCAA
Silurus meridionalis is the source of this 1844-nucleotide messenger RNA. It is a transcript of the gene hdhd5, whose product is annotated as haloacid dehalogenase like hydrolase domain containing 5. The record is from RefSeq and is a predicted model, not a curated record. Gene Ontology annotation, biological process: glycerophospholipid biosynthetic process. NCBI's taxonomy places the organism in Eukaryota, Metazoa, Chordata, Actinopteri, Siluriformes, Siluridae. The coding region runs from base 47 to 1357 and encodes 436 amino acids. Gene Ontology annotation, cellular component: mitochondrion. The transcript is spliced from 8 exons.